This is a messenger RNA of Pimephales promelas (fathead minnow), 3086 nucleotides long. RefSeq names its product BICD family-like cargo adapter 1. The record is from RefSeq and is a predicted model, not a curated record. Lineage: Eukaryota; Metazoa; Chordata; Actinopteri; Cypriniformes; Leuciscidae. Gene Ontology annotation, biological process: vesicle transport along microtubule; Golgi to secretory granule transport.
CCUUUCCAUCAUCCGCCUUCAAGAAAACCAUGAGCAGACUGGGUGUCUUUCACACGCAUGGUGGGUUUUCACUUGUGAUACACACGCCAUGAGUCUGGGACAAGAGCUGUAAAACAAACACAUAAGAUGGAAGUGGAGGAAGACUUCUACUCGUACGAGUUCAGCAACGACGCCGGCCUGGCGGUGUAUAAGGACGGCGAGGAGCUGUUCGCGGCUCUUCGGCAGAAGGAGGAUGAAGUUCUUCUGGCUGCUCAGGUGGGCAAAGCUCUGCUCAUAGAGAACAGACAACUGAAAGAAGACAGAGACACACUCCAGGACAAGUACAUGGAGCAGCUGGAGGAGCUCCAGCAGUGCCGAUACGAGCUGCGGGGCAAGCUGGACAUCUGUCAGGCUCAGUGGCAGAGCCAGGUGUCUGAGCUGGAGCGAGAUGUGCAGGAGCUGCAGGCGCAGGUGGACACACUGACCCAGGCUCUGAGCGAGGCUGACAGCGAGAAGACCAGACUGAAGCAUGAGCACAGCGAGCAGAGCCAGAGACUCAGAGAACAGCUGCAGACGGGUACGGAAGUAGAGCGAACCAUGACCAGCGAGCUUCAAAGGCUAAAACAGGAAAUGAGAGAAAGGGGGCAUGCCAGACCCCAGGAUGAAGAAAUCAUCAAUGCUCUUAGAGAACAGGUAGCACGGCUCACGCAACGGGAGCAAACACUUGAACAGCGCUUGAAGAUGACUUAUCACGAGAAUGAGGAACUUAAAGACAGUGUGUCCUCACUGCACAAACGCCUGGAUUUACAGGAACAACAGAGUCACACACAUAUACAACAGCUGGCAGAGGCCUGGCGAGACGUGGACGGGGCUCGUUCAUGGGCACAUGAGCUGCAGUCUCGGCUAGAGGAGCUGCAGGAGGAAGUGGCCCUCCAGGAGAAAAGCCACAAUGACACUUCUUUACUGUCGGAGCUGGAGAACAAUCUGGACACUGCAGACUGGAGCCUGGACAAAGAACAGGUCUCUCGGGAGGUGCACGUCAUCCUGGAGUUGCUUCAGCCUGUGGCCUACAGAACAGAGGCCGAGCAGAACUCGGAUGACAGCCUGCAGGGCAUGCUGGGACAAUUGAAACAUGCAGCACAAUGGAUAGCACAGAGCGAGACUCUACAGGAGAUGAGAAAGUCCAUUGUGGGACCGGUGAGCGAUCCUUGUGAGAAUGUCAUCCGGACACAGGAGCUACAGGAUCAGAUCGAGCGCCUGAUAGCAGAAAACACUAAGCUCAAGCUGCGACUCGUGGAUGAGGAGGUGGUUCAGCAGGCCAUUAAGGACAGAGACCAUGCCAUCGCAAAGAAGACAGCGAUGGAAGCAGAGCUGCUGAGGACGAAGCAUGAUAUGAUGUGUUUAAACAACCAACUACUGGAAGCCAUUCAGCGUAAACUGGAGCUGUCGCAGGAACUGGAGGCCUGGCAGGACGAUAUCCAGAUUAUCAUCAAUCAGCAGCUGAGGAGCCAACAGCAGACAGAACAGCAGCAACUUCACCCGAAGAGAUCCACGGGGCGUCUUUCUUUCCUGCGUAAGUCCAGACGGCCUUCUUCUUCCCCCACGGUCGUGUCGGCCGAGAUCGGCCCAGAGCAGAACCUGUCCCACUGGAGAGACUGGCUCAGACUGAGCAAAUGAACCUCAGACACUUAUGAUCAAUGCUAAAAACACAUUCUAACUAUGUUAGAAAACAAUGAAAAACAACAACAACAUUUCUUUUCUUGGAGAAAAGUCCUGCCUUCACAUGUGCAAAAACACUUGGUCACAUGUGGAACACACACUUUGCACAUGUGAAAUCCAUGUGAUGGCAUACUCAUGUGGUUUUUCAGGAAGGGUUGGCUGAAUCUCACAAAAAUGCAUUUCUCCCCAAACUCAAAAAAUAAAAAACAAGUCAUAUUUUGAAUGAAGAUAAUGCAUCCUUUUACAAAUUUUGACAAUCAAGCACAUUUUCCUUUUAAAAUUCUCAUAAAUGUAAUGAGUCCAAAAGUUUAGCUUUUAUUUUAUUAGUUUUGUGAAAUGAAUGAGCAAAAAUGAAUAAAAUAUAAAUAUUCUUAAAUAAUUCUUUAUUUAAGAAUUAAACGAAACAUAAAUACUGUGGUACAUACGAUGGUAUAUGAAUAUUUUACCAUUUCAGAAUCCCUGUAUUUUUGCAUUACGGUAAUAGCGAUGAGAUAUUUUGUUGUGGUAGUGAAAUGUGCUGUGGUUGUAAUCUUUUUGUUCCUUUUUCAAUCCUUAUGCAAAAUAGGAUUUCUUUUUUCUUUCUGUUGACUUUGGAGUGAAAUGCUUUGCUUUUAAAGGCUUUUGUGAGAUUUAAUUGUAUAUUAUGAGUAUUUAUACUUACUUUACAGUCAUAUGAUUUUGUAGAAAACGUGUUUAUUUAAAUGGUACUAUUAAUUUACAUGGUAAUUUUUUGCUGCUGUCAAACCCUAAAUGUAAGUGAUGAGAGAAUCAAUACAAUGACAUCAUGCUGGCCAUGAUCUUGUUGAUUUGAAUGGCAUUUCACAUAAUACUAUUAUGAUAUAAUGACAUUACACAGAAAGAAACAUUUACCUGAACUGCAAGUAUGUGGGCAUGAAAGUAUGUUUCAGUAGACUAUAGUGAAAUACUCAAAAUGGUGCUUAAGAUUACAAAAACUGUUCAAUGCAAUAAUGCUCCAUAUCAAAUGAAGAAUCUCAAACUUGUGCCAUUGUAAUGAUCUAAAGCCUAUUCACACCAAGAACGAUCACCGUAAAGAUAACUCGACUAGCAUUCACACCAGCACACGUUUUAAAUGCUUUAAAUGCUCCUUAAAGCAGGAUUGACAUUUUUUAUUGUUCAUCAGCUGGAAAUCGUUCUGAAAGCCAUCCCAACGAUAUAAUUUCUUGACUUUUAGAACCAUAUCUUUAUUGUUGUAGUUAUCAUCCUUGGUGUGAUCGGCCCUUAAAAUGAUUCGAUGGUCUUUGUGCUCUGGCACAGAUCUUCUGCUAGAAGCGAGUUAUCAUUAAUGCUGUUUUUAAAGCUAGUUUUGUAUGUAAUUGAUGUAUUUUUCAAUGUGACAGAUUUAUACAAUUAAAUGUUUUUAUUAUGAA